UCGCAAGGUCUCUUAAAACAGCACUGAUUAAACGCUGGCCACGUGACUAUUUGCAGCCAAUAGCAUUCUCUGCCUUGUUUGGAGAUUGCAAGUUGAACUGUGAUACAGGAAUGACUGGUCAGUAUUAUUCCACGAGCGGAGGCAGAAGGACGAGAAACUAAAACUAUUAUUGCAGUCUUCUUUUAGUGAAAGUGUGUUAGUGUGAACUUCAAGUAAACUUAAUUUAAAAUGCCUGGGGACGGAGAUUAUUCACUUACGUCUCUUAAGAGAAAAUUAUAUUCAUGGUUGAUAGGUUUAACCAACGACAAUGCAGAUUCCUUCAAUGAUAGUUGGCAGCUAAAACUGUACUGUGAUUUCGCCCUCGCUUCCAUGGCAGCAAACGAAGCAAAUAACUCCAGACACGAAGGACAUCGUGAACCUCCUGCGCUGCACGGGGUUCAGGACGGUCGACAUGAAGGUCGAGAAGACCGGCUCGCAGUCCUCGCUCACUUCGCUGGUGUGCCGCGUGACCGUCAAGUGCGCCAAGUCCGGGAUGAGCGUCGUACUGGAGUCGGAGGGCGAGUGUCGCUGCCCGGAAGAAGCCCACGCAGACAACGCUUCGACGUGGUGCGUCUUGUCUCCGUCCAACAACAAGUUCGCCUGGCAUGCAUCCUGUACACAGGAAGCGUGGCCGGGAGCUCGCUGCUGCCCGAGCUGCCGGCCAACGUGUCUGAGCUGGUGGGGAGCGCGACGCGGUGCGUGCUGCGGCUGCUGGAGGACCCCGAGGCGCUGACGCCGAUGCGAGGUCGCGCGUCGCUGGGGGCCGGCAGCGGCGGCCGGAGCAAGGCGCAGCUCUGUCGCACGUCCAGCGGCGUGGGCGGCGACGCCGGGCGGCUGGGCGCGCAGCUGGCGCACCACCGCUCCCUCGACGACAUGCAGUGGGAAGCCUCAGGCUCCGCCGUGGCCACCCCGCGGUCCGUGAGGACGCUCUCCGAUGCUGCCCUUUCGCCGUCGGCGGCGCUCGCCCACUCCCACUCCUACUCCCGCUCCGACGGGCAGCUGGCGCUGGCCGGCACUGACACUGCUACUGCAGCUGCCACCGUCGCUAGCACCGGCCCCCGCACCGCUGCCACAUUCAGCGCGGACUCCAGCGGCGCCGCGGCCGCGGACACGGCUUCCGACCCGGCUGCCGACACCAGCGCCAGCAUGGACGUGGGCGCGAGCUUCGUCGCCCCGCCCCGCCGGCAGUCCACCACGCUGGAGGACUACCUCGCCUUCAAGAAGCCCCUCUGCGACCCGGUGGAAAUAAGCAUAGAAUCGACAGAAUCGGUGCCAUCAAUAAACCUUCCAGUUGACCAGGAUGAAGUUAAUACCCAAACAGGUCCAAAAACAAAUCAAGAAAAUUGCGCCCCCCUUCCGCCACACAGAGCGAAAGAAGUUUUAAAGAAAGCCGAAGGAGCGAUACAGAACAUGUCUGAAGUCAUGGAUAUGCUGAAGAAAUGGAUGAUUUCAGAAGAGGGCCCGAGCACCGAAGUGCCCCCGGCCAAAGCGAGAACUUUGAAGGCCAAGCCCACUCGGAUGCCGACCUUCCGCGCCUCCGUCCCGGCGACCAAGCCUGCGACGCGGAGGUUGGCGGCGGCUGGGGCGCCCGGCCACGCGAAGCAGCAAGCGCCGCAGACGCGUUCGCCCAGCGCGUCCAGCGUGGGCAGCGCCGGCAGCAGCGCCGGCAGCGCUCGCGGCGCCAGCGGCUCCCGCACGCAGCAGGGCACGCAUAAAACGCCCAAACCAAAUGCGGGAUCAGGACCGUCGAAGCCGCUCGCGAAAACGGCCGUGGCUGCCUUGCGGCGCUGCUCCCUGGAAGACGCCGGCGCCGCGACGGCGACGCCGCCAGGGACGCCCCGCGCGCCGCGCACGCCCAUGUUGCGCCGGCCCCGCGCCGCCGCCGCCGCCGCCGCCUCCUCCCCAUACGUGGCCACGGCGUCUAGCUUCGGCCUCGCCCGCUCCCCGCGGCCCAGCCCUACCUCCGCCUCCGCCCUCGGCCAAACCACCAGUCCCAGCCCCCGGCCCAGCCCCAGGGCACGCGUGCCCCCGCCAAAGCCGAAGCGAACCUCCGCGGACUGAACUGGACAUCUAGACCUAACUGAUUCUUACCUUAAUGUUCGCGUUUUGAAAGAUUUUAUUAAAUGAAAAAUUGAAAAUCCGCGUAUUAAAUUUUAAUGUUUUACAAAAAGUAUAAGCUGUUGGACUGAACAUGGAGGAUUUUGAAAUGUAUGUUUUACUUCUAUUAAGUCUUGUAAUGUUUAUAUUAGUUUUAAAAUUCAAAAAUAUAUCCAUUUAUUUUUAUUAAAGAUGUUCUGCAUUUCAACAUUGAUUUGAAUUGUCUGUAUGUGUAGGUUACAUUUAUUUUAAAAUUAAGAACGGAUCACAUUCUUUUAAAUUUCGCACCAAAUAAAUAAACUGCACUUUGGCAUGGUUUCUUCUUUAACGAUAUAAGAAGCCAGUUGAAAUCGGUGAUUUAAUUAUUAUUAAAUCACUGACUUCAACUGGCUUCGAACACCAAUAAAGUUAGUUUACUAAGCAUCGAUGAUUGGAAUGCAGAAUGUUCAAUUAUAAAGUUCUGUACCGUUUUUAUUAGUAUUAAAAUGAAUACACAUUGAAAAAAAAAUGUUUAAGUUUCUUACUGUACGUAUCUGAAAGUACCGUUCCGAUUCCUGUUGGUAUCAAAACAAAUGUUACGUUAUAUACAGAAUUUUGUAGUAUGUACAAUCUUGGGAACGUAAAGUUUCGCGUCGAAAAUGCCUUAGCCAGAGAAGUUGGAGCUGGACGUACCUGUUUGCCGACAGUUCUAU
This is a messenger RNA of Gryllus bimaculatus (two-spotted cricket), 2828 nucleotides long. Lineage: Eukaryota; Metazoa; Arthropoda; Insecta; Orthoptera; Gryllidae. The record is from the annotation of a GenBank genome assembly.